Messenger RNA from Aplosporella prunicola CBS 121167, 1710 nucleotides. RefSeq lists its product as uncharacterized. Gene Ontology annotation, biological process: intracellular transport. Gene Ontology annotation, molecular function: GTPase activator activity. The record is from RefSeq and is a predicted model, not a curated record. Gene Ontology annotation, cellular component: cytoplasm; nuclear pore. The coding region runs from base 1 to 1710 and encodes 569 amino acids. Lineage: Eukaryota; Fungi; Ascomycota; Dothideomycetes; Botryosphaeriales; Aplosporellaceae. The transcript is spliced from 4 exons.
AUGACGAACUUCACCGAACGCGAAAACGCGGCGCCGAGCGCUGAACCGAAAAUCACCCCCGCCGACAGAACCGACUCUUCAGCAUCGCUCAAGAGCCUCGGCAACGCCAGUGAUACCGAAAGCGCGGAACGCCCUGUGCGCGAAAAGUUGCGGAACACGUCGAUUGCCGGCGUGAAGGAUUUGGAAGCAUCCACAGAGCUGGAAAUGACAGGCACCGACAAUGGUGACCUUGCCGGAGAGAAGGGCGAGGAUGACCGUGGCCGUGUAAGGAGGAAGAGAAGCCACGAAGAGGUCGAAAAAGGCAAGAGCGACGAGCUCAAGGUUGAGAAGCAAGGCAGGAAGCGGUCGAGGGACCUCACAAUGAGCGGCACAGAGCCCGAGGGUACGAGGCGCAAGACUGCCGGCGAGAACAACACCAACGAAACCACCGAGGAUGGUCCACCCGCGAAGCGAUCGCGCACCCCCACUGAAGCGGAGACUCAGUCACAAAAGAACGGGUUGAUGAGCCCCAAGGGCAAGCGUGGCCGUGAGGAAUUCGAGGCUGAAGAAGGCAGUAACGCCAUGGCUCCCGAGGUAAAAGACCCCCCGGCAAGCUCUUCAGCAAAGCAAGAUACCGAUGAGACCACCGACAAGGCCAAGAAGGCCAAGUCCAAGCGUACCAGGGAGAGCAACAGCCCUGAACCUAAGUCUGACGGGGCCAAGCGCACUGAUACCAAGGCGCAGAUCCCGCAGGGCAGCGGCUUUUCAAACACUUCUGCAGUUUCUCCAUUUGCCGCUUUGGCAAGCAGCAAGUCUCCUACUCCGACUACGGCGGCACCUCAACCGCAGACCUCCGAUAGUGCUUUCAAGUCCUCAGGCUUCAGCGCACUUGCCGGCUCUACCACGUCUGGCUUCGGCGCUCUCGGUGCCGCUGCCACCAAGCCUACUGCUAGUGUCUUCGGAGGUGCGGCUUCCACUCCUAGGCCUGCAAUUACCGGCCUCGGCAACAGCGGUUCGCAAUCGCCAUUUGGUGGCCUUUCUUCUACCGAAACCAAGUCCCCAUUCGCAAGUGCUGGCGCGUCUGCCUUUGGCAGGCUGGGUGGGGGCUUUGGUGGCGGACUUGGAAGCAGCUUCGCCGGUGGCAGUGGUCCGAAGCUGAGCAGUUUUGGUGGUGGCAGCGGCCCGAAGAUUACGGGCUUGAGUGACAAGCCAGCCAAGCCUUUUGGCGCCCCCGCCGAUGAGGAUGAAGGUUCUGGCGAAGAGGGCGAGGCCGAAAAAGUGUUGAGCCCCACAAAUGAGGAAGACCACAAGGACGAACGCUUCUUCGAGCAGGAUGUCGAGACCGGCGAAGAGCACGAAGAAACCGUUUUCGUCUGCCGUGCCAAGCUGUACAACUUCGUUGCCGUCACAGAAAGCAAGAAAGAGUGGAAGGAACGUGGUCUUGGCAACUUGAAGCUCAACGUCAUGAAGCCCGAGGAAGCCGACGGCAAGAAGAAGGCACGCUUCGUCAUGCGUUCGGAUGGUUCCCAUCGUGUGGCCCUCAACAGCCCUGUCCAGAAGGAGCUCAAGGUCGGCGAUGUCAAGGGUGGCAAGCCUAGCAACGGCUACGUCUUCUUCAUGGGCUCUUUGGCUGAUGGCCAAGGCCAGUUGGAGCUACUGCAGCUCAAGAUGAAGCAACCCAACGCCGAGGCUCUGUGGGACAAGGUCCAGGAGCUGCAACAGGAGAUGUAG